This is a messenger RNA of Ichthyophthirius multifiliis, 816 nucleotides long. RefSeq lists its product as hypothetical. The transcript has 2 exons. Gene Ontology annotation, cellular component: nucleus. Gene Ontology annotation, biological process: reciprocal meiotic recombination. Lineage: Eukaryota; Ciliophora; Oligohymenophorea; Hymenostomatida. Gene Ontology annotation, molecular function: double-stranded DNA binding. The record is from RefSeq and is a predicted model, not a curated record.
AUGUAAAGUAAAAUCAAAUUCUUUAAUGAGGAAACAAAAUAAUUUGAAACAAUUAAAAAGGAUAUUCCUUUAAAAAGGUGCUCUCCUGAUUGGAUCUAAUAAGGUAUAGAAAUAUUAUGCCCAGAUAUAACAAAAGAUAAUCCUAUAAUUAUGUAGGGAAUAUUGUAUUCAUCUGAUAUAUAUUAAUAUCCAGGUAUAACUUUAUUUACAUGUUAUGGACUUCAAGAUUGUAAAUCAAGUGAAUAAAUUGCAAAAAUAUUUGCCGGAGGAAGAUUUUUCUUUUAUAUGUAAAAACCAAAUAGUGUGAAUUAUGCCACAGGUGAAUAAAUUAAAAAUAAUAAGUCUCAAUUUUACAUAUAUUAGUACUUUAUAAUAUAAGGAUUUUAUAAUAGAAAUGAAAUAGUGAUGUAAUAUUAAUAAAAUAUAAAAAAACCUGAUUUUGCAACUUAAUUUAAAGAAAAUAUUACUAAUGAUUAAUAAUUAGUUAAUUAAUUCAGUUAUAUGUCAAAUGUGGUUCCUAAUGGCAAAGAAUCCGUUUCUUAUGCAUUUUAGGUUUGGAUUAGACUUUCAGAUAAUAUUCUUGUUAAUUAGAUUACUUAUAAGACAUCAUUUGAUAUUAUAUCGGGAAUAGGAGCGUUAUUCAGUGUACUUUUUACAGCGUUUUCUAUUUAUUUUUUGAAUUAUAAUAGAAAUAAAUUCUAUAUGAAAAAUCCGGAUUGGGAUUAGUUUGAUAGGAAAAUUGACAAAUUUGAUAUUGAUAAUAGUGUUUAAUAUAAUUAGCCUUUUAUUGAAAAAAAUAAUAUUUAACAAGAAUGA